AUGUUUGAUCUCUUUUAAUGCUUUGAUCUUCUUCUGCCCAACGCCUGUGGGUCUUAUUCCCUAGAGAAUAACAUGAAUAUCCAAACAAAGCAUAUUGUAUGUUUCUCUUCUCUUCGUCCUUCUCUUACUCCAUUCUCUGCUUUUUGUGCCUUUCUCUUUCGGCUAUUUUCUCUCGCUCUUACCCUCCCGGCUCUCCUUUUUCAACCCAUUCUGCGAUUCCGCACUCUGGCACCUCUCUCAUCAGGAUCACGAUAGCUCAUCCGCGCUAGCGAAUACGCACUAGUGCAUGCGAGAUCCACGCAAAAAAGUCAGCUCUAAGGGGCUGUUCCGCUCUACACUCGAUUACAGCCCGUGCUGUGAUUGGUCCGCGGCUGUUUCUCGCGGAAGACUGCACUUGCGUACCAGUGCCAAUUCUUUCAUCACUUUCUGCCCAGCCAGACCCGGUCUAUGCUCGCAUUGCCUGCGUUAGGCCGCGUACGCUUCAUCUCCAGGACGGUGGAGUUAGUAGGA
Molecule: messenger RNA, 510 nt
Organism: Ascoidea rubescens DSM 1968
Lineage: Eukaryota; Fungi; Ascomycota; Saccharomycetes; Ascoideales; Ascoideaceae
Exons: 1
Coding region: 99-269 (56 amino acids)
Source: RefSeq, a predicted model, not a curated record